Messenger RNA from Taeniopygia guttata (zebra finch), 4900 nucleotides. It is a transcript of the gene STC2, whose product is annotated as stanniocalcin 2. Lineage: Eukaryota; Metazoa; Chordata; Aves; Passeriformes; Estrildidae. Gene Ontology annotation, cellular component: extracellular region. The record is from RefSeq and is a predicted model, not a curated record. Gene Ontology annotation, molecular function: hormone activity. Gene Ontology annotation, biological process: intracellular calcium ion homeostasis.
GGAGUGGAAGGUUUCCAAGAAAGUCAUUGCAAUAGCUGCUUCGGAAAGGGAUUUUUUUUUUUUUUUCUUUGAAAUCAAGUCUUGCCAUGAGGCGGCAGUGCCGCAGGACGGCCGGCUCUGGCAGCCGGCUCCGGGCACGGGCACCCCGCUGCUCCUCGCCAAGGCCAGCGGCGACUGGAGCGCCCCGAAGUUGCCCGAGGAGGGGGUGGGGGAAGCGGCCGCUGGCUGCCGCCUCCCACCAAAGCGUGUCAAAAUCCCGCUUUUUCACCUUUUUUGUUUAAAUAUCAUUUUUUUCCCCCUGCUAUCCCUCCCCCCGCCCCGGCGGGUGCCGCUGCCCCCCGCAGCCCCCCGCAGCCCCAUCCCCCGGCGCGGCGCGGCGCGGGUGGGGCGGGGGGCGGGCGGCUGCAACCUGCCGGCGGGGCAGGGCCGGCCCCCGGCGGGCGGGCGGAGCGGGGCGGCGGCUGCCAUUGGCCGCGGCGCGGAGCGACACCUGCUCGGCUCCCUCAUGCGAGUGACACCGGGGCUCGGCGGGGAUAUUUGAGGCUCCCUCCGGCGCCGCCGCCGCCACUCCGCGCUCGCCGCCGCGCCGGGCACAUGCGGUUCGCGGGGCCGCGGCGAGCAGCGCGCUGGGCCCGGGUGCGGCACCCCGCGGGGGAGGACGCGGCGGCGGCGGCGGCGGCGGGGGGAAGGCGCGACCAUGUGCGCGGAGCUCGGCGGAAAGCUGGUGGCCCCGGCGCUGCUGCUGGCGCUGCUGUUGGCCCUGCUGCUGGCCAGCGCCCCGGCGGCCGCGGGCACUGAGGCCACGCACCCGCCGGAGGGGCCGCAGGACAGGACCCCGCAGCAGAAGGGGCGCCUGUCCCUGCAGAACACAGCUGAAAUCCAGCACUGCCUGGUAAAUGCUGGCGAUGUGGGAUGUGGAGUGUUUGAGUGCUUUGAGAACAAUUCUUGUGAGAUCCGAGGCUUACACGAGAUCUGCAUGACAUUCCUGCACAACGCUGGAAAAUUCGACGCCCAGGGAAAAUCCUUCAUUAAAGACGCUCUGAAGUGUAAGGCUCAUGCCUUGAGGCAUAAAUUCAGCUGCAUCAGCCGUAAGUGCCCUGCCAUUAAAGAGAUGGUGUUCCAGUUACAGCGGGAGUGCUACCUGAAGCAUGACCUCUGCUCUGCUGCCAAGGAGAACGUCCAGGUCAUUGUGGAGAUGAUUCACUUCAAAGACCUGCUGCAGCAUGAGCCUUACGUUGACCUAGUGAACAUCCUGCUCACCUGUGGCGAGGAGGUGAAAAAGGCAAUAACGAGGAGCGUCCAGGCCCAGUGUGAACAGAACUGGGGAAGCCUCUGCUCCAUCCUGAGCUUCUGCACCUCGGCCGUGCACGGAGACGCCGUCCUGGGGGCCGAGAAGAAGGCGGGGGAAGGCAGCAGGGCCGCUGCCAGCCGUGGGGACAUGGUGGCCCACGCCGAGCCCGAGCACAGGGAGAGCCUGCGAGCAGCCAAGGCAGAGAGAGGUACCAAGGGCCACUCCAACGCCCGGGUCAAAGCUGGGGGCCACGGGCCCAAAGGGGCCCACGGGAUCCUGGACCGGGCAGACGAACUGUCCGACUUCUCCGACAUCCGGAGGUGAAAAGAGGCACCGGCUCCCCCUUCCCCCCCGCUCCUCCGUUGAGUUCCAUCCUCCUGUCUAUGGACAUUCCAAAGCAUUUCCCAUUCAGAGGUCAAGCACAGGGCAUUGCAAGAUAUCUAUGGACCUCGGCAUCAGUGUGUAUAUAGUAGCAAAAAGGGAGAGCAGUGGCAAUGGGUUAUCGAUCCAGCAAACUCGGCGCUCGGGUGGCAAAAUGUCUCCAGCUAAAUUCUUUCCCCUUUUUUUAUUACGAAACGGACAUCAUCUGAAAUUUAGGAUCUUGUUUGGGGGUUGUUGGGUUGGGUUUGGUUUUGGGGUUUGGUUUUGGUUGUUUUUUGGGUUUUUUGUUUUGUUUUGUUUUGUUUUUUUUUCUUUGGGGUUUUUUUUUCCCUUUGGUCUCCUUGGCAGGGGAGAAGGUUCCAAGCGGGCUCUGCCAGGCUGCAUGUGGCUGCUUGUGGCUUAGCACCUCCAAAGGUUCAGGGCACAGCCUUACAGCAGAUGGCUGAAUUCCAGGGGGAUUUGGUUUCUGCCUGUGGCUGGGAAUGCCAGAGCUCAGGGCUCUCUAUGUGAAGCUCUCUAAUGAAGGAGCUGCCCCGUCUCUGGCACAGGAACCGUGUGGUCUGGAGCUCCGUCGCUUUCUCUGAAGUAACUUCUGAGCCAUUGCUCCCACCUGGGCGACGCUGCCUGGUUUUAAGUGCCCCCUGUUAGUUUUUAACAACUUGACACUUGCUGAUCACAGAACCAUACCCAGUCACUUCAAAGGCAAGUAAUCAGCUUCCAGACAAGGCAAUGUGACUGUUAAGACUUGCACAGGGUGGAGGACCCCCAAAAGUAUUCUCAUGGACCUCUGAAAACCCUGUGCAUAUUGUCUGCUUCCAUCUGCCCCCUCAGUGAUACAGGUCUUCCACCCUUACAGCCCAAGCCUAAAGGGGCAGGUGUGGGCUCAGACAGCAAAGGACCUUAUAAAUCCCCAUCUAUUUAGUUCUUCUUAGGGCUGCAUUGGAGGCCCAUCAGGAGCCUGCCUCUCCUUAGCAGUAUGGUGUGGUUUGCUGGGAUGUGGAGCCCCACUCUAACCUGCCUAUAGCUUGGUUUAUCCAAAUGCCAAAGACAAGGAGAGGGGAUUGACUUGGGUUUUUUAAUUCUUGUGCAGGUAAGGACAACCAAUCUCCACAGAACGAGUUAGUAAAGGUGAAGAGUGUCAAGAGCUUAUUGUCUUUAAGCAGUUUCAGGUGUGAAUGAGGUGUUUGGCCAUAUCUCUCCUACCCCCUAUGCAAUUGUUAUUCUCAGGUUGCAGCUCUGCAAUCCUAUAUUCCCAGAUAUUGUACUGGAAGUGGAGGCUGCAGCACCCACAGGGACAGGAGGGUGAGCUCUCAGCUUCCUCUGGCGGAAAAAGGGAGGUUUUCUUAGAAAGUGGGAAUCACACCGGGGAUUGGAGCCUUCUCAUUUAGAAAGUUUGGGAGGAAAGCUGUGGGGGCAGGAAGGCAGUUCAGCAGAGACAGAACGUACCCAGUGAACGAACGUGCGUCUUGCUGCAUGGUGGGAAGGAGCUGCAUAAACAGGAGAGGAGGGUGUUGGAAUUUGGCUACAAUUUCCAACUCAGAUUUCAGUUCCUGCUAAGUGAGCACGGCUCCUAAUAGCUACAUUCAGGGUUUAAUGCAGGGAUCCACCCGCAGAACUUGGAGGCACUGCUUUAAAUAGCAACCACGUAGGAGGCAAGAGGGGACAGUUGAGUUGAAAAGGUGUCUCUGUGAUCACCAGGUCUUUGCUUCAAGACGUGGCCUGGAUCCUGCCUGAUUUAGCAAAGUUCUGUGAUGAAAUUUCCAUUUGGUUUCAGCGGGAAGAGCUGGGACCAGGCCAGGUGCUGCAGCAGCAAAGACCACGGUGGUGGCACAGGGAGUGUGGCAUCUGCCCCAUGGGGCUGGUGACAGCUCAGCCAUCCCUGGGGCACCCAAGCUGCCCCACAGAGCACCCAGGUUUGGGCCUGGCUCUUGGCCACCUCUCUGCUCCAAAAACCUGCUGGUGGCACCCUAAGAAAGUUUCUGGCAUGUGCCUCCGUGGGUUUCCUGCAAGUGUCCUCUCCCCCUUGGUGGCACAGAACCACCACGAAGAACAAGCUCAAACCAAAAAGACAAUCCAAGCAUUUUAGCACAAAAAAAAAAAAAAAAUAAAAUACAAAAAAAAAAGGCUAACACAAACCACAGAAACAGCAACUUGCUACCAAUGUUCUUGCAUUGAACUAAAAUAAGAUCCCUCUUGUCAUUAGAGGUCUUGAUUCAUCAAUGGGAACCAAACAGAGAUCUACAUCUUUGAAUGUCUCAGUCAACAUAUCACCUCAGCAUGCAUACAGUUUUAUUUGUAUUCAUCGGUUCUGUGGGGAAAAUUGUGUAUUCCCCUUGUUUAGUCAAUGAAAAUUGGGAUGGGGGGGGGACAAGCUGUGGGUGGGAGGGAUUUUUGUAUAAGGCAUCAUUUUUUUUUUCCUCUGUGUGUGAAGAUUUUAUGUGUUCAUCUACUGAUUCCACAUAUGCUAUUAUUGUAAAUAUUUAACAUUUCUAUUUAUUAUAGUGUCCCCAUUUAAAAAAAGAACACUGCUGGCUAUGAUAAUUUAAACGUAUGUCAUGACCUGUGUUGUAUAUAUUCAUGCCACUAGUAUGUUUUUUUUUUUAUGUUUAAAGCUGCGUAAAUAUAGUUUUAUACAGUUCCAUAAUGUUAUUGACAGCAUAAAUCAUUUAUUUAUUGUUAAACCUUUCUUUCAUAUCUAACAGAUAGGGUGUGUUUUACCUGAGAUUAUUUUAUUGUGACAUCUACAUAGCCUUAAUUCUUUAUAAAAAAAAAAAAGAAGAAAAAAAAAAAGUCCAUUUAGAUACUGUAUGAUGCUUUAAUUAACAUUCCUUAUGAACUUGCUGUUCAUGAAGGAGGUUUAGCUUAAAAGCCAAGGUAUGAAUGUUUCCUUUAUGCUUUGCAUCUGGAAUGAGCCUUGUUCUGGAAUGAAAAUACUGCGAGAGAAGCAAAACGCCUACAGGAAAAAAGAUAGCAGUAAACCCUGGAAAAUGCUGUCCUAACUUACAGUGCUGAACUAAAAGGAGAAAAAUAAAAUAAUAAAUAAAUAAAUAAAAGACAAACUGUCCUUAAUUCCAAAUCUCUGGGAGAAAAACAUACUAGUUUUAUCUCGUGUAGAGUUUGCAGCCAAAUAAGCUUGUAAAUAAAGAAAAUGCAUAUGGCUUUGGACAAAGCUCUGUACCUUUCACACACUAUUAUUUUCCUUAAACACUAAUAAAUGUUUUGAAUAAG